Messenger RNA from Paramecium octaurelia, 332 nucleotides. Lineage: Eukaryota; Ciliophora; Oligohymenophorea; Peniculida; Parameciidae. The record is from the annotation of a GenBank genome assembly.
UGAUAUGUAUUGGGUGAUCUAACUAAAAUUAAUUUUUAGGGGGAUUUUUCUAAAUAUAAAUGAUUAUAGAGUUACUAUCUGUGGAAUCACGGUCCUUUAUAAAUUGCUAAAAGUUUAUGAAAUAUCAAAUUACUUCCAUUUAUCCGCCAAAAUCAACAAUACGAUUCGAAAUAAUAUAAAUAAUUCACAUAAUAAAAAUUUUUGAGUGUGUAAAUCAGCUAGCUUCAAAAGACCCUACUAAAAAUUGUCAAAAUUUCAUAUACAUUUUUAAAUGCAUAUAACUAAAAUUAAACCACGUUUCCAAUCAAACAAAAAGAAGAAAAGGAUAAGAG